This is a messenger RNA of Salvia splendens (bonfire salvia), 2903 nucleotides long. RefSeq names its product clathrin interactor EPSIN 1. NCBI's taxonomy places the organism in Eukaryota, Viridiplantae, Streptophyta, Magnoliopsida, Lamiales, Lamiaceae. Gene Ontology annotation, biological process: endocytosis. Gene Ontology annotation, molecular function: clathrin binding; phospholipid binding. The record is from RefSeq and is a predicted model, not a curated record. Gene Ontology annotation, cellular component: clathrin vesicle coat; endosome; plasma membrane. The coding region runs from base 83 to 964 and encodes 293 amino acids. The transcript is spliced from 7 exons.
CUUUUAUUGAAAUGCUUGACGUUUUCUUCUUUCAUUGUACCGAUUCUAUUAAAAAAAGAUUAAUUAGGAUGAUAUCAAGAAAAUGUCAAUGCUAGGAAGCACAAUAUUGAAGAUGAACCCAAAACCUACAUUUCAUGAUUUCAAGAAACAAGUUUCGUUUAUACUCAAGGAGAAGAUCAAAACUGCCCGUUUAGCCCUCACCGAUGUCACACCAGCCCAGUUAUUGGCUGAGGAAGCUACCAACGGGGAUCCGGGCGGGCCGGAUACCCGAGCACUUAAGAUGAUAUCGAAAGCGGCUUUUGAAGUGGAUGAUUAUUGGAGAAUCGUUGAAAUUCUGCAUAAAAGAUUGGUAAGAUUUGAUAAGAGAAAUUGGAGGGCUUCUUACAAAGCUUUGACUGUAGUAGAAUACUUGUUGACUCAUGGGCCGGAGAGUGUUGCACAAGAGUUUCAAAAGGAAAGAGUUGUUAUUACAGAAAUAGGACGCUUUCAACAUGUUGAUGAAAAGGGAUUUAAUUGGGGUUUGAAUGUGAGGAGGAAAUGCGAUAGAAUAUUGAGGUUGCUUGAAAAAGGGCCCCUUCUGAAAGAGGAGAGAGACAAGGCUAGAAAGAUAUCAAGAGGGAUUGAAGGAUUUGGUAGCUUCUGCAUUAGAACUUCAUCAACUCAUCAAGAAUCAUCAUCAUCAUCAAAAACAUUUGAAAGAUGCAAUUCUCAGUUCAAUAAUGGAGAUGUUUCCACACUCACCUCAACUGAGAGCGACCUUGUUAACACAAGGCAAGACGAUCCAUCUACGAGUUCGUUAACUGAAUCAUAUGAUAACCAAAAUAUUACUUUUGGGGAGACGUCUAAGCUCAUGUUAAAUGAACAGAGGAGCGAGUUGUCUGCGGUAUAUACAAAACAUCAUCCAUUCGAUGAAACAGAACACCUAACGUCUCAGUCACUGCUUUCAUUAAAAUGUCAAAUCUAAUUAAGAUGAUUUAAUUGGUGGAGUGGUUGUACUUGUGCCAUGAUAAUUUUAUCAUUGUUGAGUUUAAUAAAUGUCUUCGUGAUCGAUCUACCAGAGGACAUGUUUUCUAUGCAAGAUUGUGUUUCUAGGCAUGGUGAACACAUGACAAUACUUGUAUCUCUUCAUGUAUAAAAUUUUAAAUUUCUUCCAUUGCCUUUCCCUUGAUCUUAACCAAUUUAUAGGUAGACUUUAUUAAACAAUGGUAUAUAUUUGUACUAUUGCAUAAAUUUGGAAGAGAUCUUGGCUACCUUGCUUUGGGACAAGGCUUCAUCAAGCAGUGGAGAAACUUAGACACCGUGUUCCACAUAGCCAAGCUACUCAAAUCUCGGUUCAAAAAGAGCUCAUUUACUUGAACUAACACAGUUCUGCAUGAUUUUCGUCAUGCAUUUCUCUGAGUUCUAAACUAUAUGCUUCAUUCCAGCCAUUUACAACAUACAGGAGAGUAAGAUCUUGCAGGUACUGCAAGAAUUGUGUUAUUAGAUUUGACCAUCAUUGUCCAGCUUUUGGAAACUGUAUAGGUAAUUGCGUCGUUCUUGAUCGAUUAACUUUUUUUCUUGAAGAUAAUAUUGUUUUUGAAGUGUUUAUAGUUAAACGUUUCAUAUCAUUAUUCAUUUGAUGCUCGCUAUGCGCAGGUCAAUGAAAUCGUGCUCUUUUUAUAAUGCUCAUUGUUUAGGAGAAUCUCAACUCUAUGCAAAUGAUAGUUUUAAUCUUAUUUGUCCAUUUCCCUCUUCAUUUUCUUUUGAAACUAAUCUUAAGUUUUUUUUUUCUUUUAGCCUCUGGACUACAGUUACAGCUAAGUCUAACACCUCAAAAGAUGUUAGAGGGAAUAUUGAUAAAACUUGCAAAGAAUGGACACAUGCAUGAGGCGCUUUGCAUUGUUAGUAUUCUUGAAAAAUUAUGAUGCCCGGGAAAGGCCACGUUCGAAUGGGUUUUGAUUUUAUACAGCAUUCCAAAAACUGAAGGCAAGAUGAUCUACGAUGUGCUGAAGUGGUUUGCAGUUGGUAUUAUUGUUGAAAGAUAGGAGUAUUAUUCAUUCAACUUGUUCAAAGAAUUACAAUAGAUAAAUUGGAAAAGGUAUCCAGAAUUCCAGAGUAAAGUUGAGACCCCAUGAUGGUAGAGUUACUGCAACUUUUUUUUUCCAUCUCUUUCUCUUGUUAAAAGCAGAUAUGCUGUAGUUGAACAGAGCUUAGUUCACCAUUUGCAAGUUCAUAGUCAUGUUAUUAUAUAGUACAGGCCAGCCCCAGCCCGAGCCCGGUGUACAAUUCAUUAACCCUUAUGACAAAGGCAUUUUAAGAAAUGUGAAGGAGUUAUUUGCAGCAAAUGGAUAGCUUGCUUGCAAACUGUGAUCAUCAUCAUCAUCAAAAGCUCUUCGCAUCUUUUAUGUAAAGCAUAAAGCUAAAACGGAAAGCACGUCCCACUUGUUAUCUAGACCGAGGAAACGUAAGAUGCUCAUACCCGAAUCUGACAAGGGGGGUCCGAUGUUGUUGAGCCCGACGUUGUUGGACGGACUCGAGGCCGACAGUCGGAUUCAAUCUGGACAACAAAAAGUGAGUUAUGGAUGGAAUCAAAGGUGUUAAAUGCUUCCAAACAACACACACUUUUGAAGCCCCUUUGAAUGAAUUGACAUUUAUUGAAUCUUCAAGAAGUUUGUUUUUUUCCUAUUAUUUCCUGCACAGAUAAGCCCAAUUUGCAACAUGGCAAGCGUCAAUAUGUGGAACAGCUUGAUUUGCUUCUAGUGUUCCAAAUCGCAACAGCAGCAAGUUUUCAAGACAAGUGUAUUUGGAAGAUAUUUUUCUUCAAUAUUAUAGUAGUAGUAGUUCAUUUCCUAAAUUGUGUCAUUUUACAAAAGUACACAAAAUAUGUUCAAGAAAUACAAAUAAGCCUCAAGUGAGAUUUUAAA